Aspergillus lentulus is the source of this 1683-nucleotide messenger RNA. The record is from RefSeq and is a predicted model, not a curated record. Lineage: Eukaryota; Fungi; Ascomycota; Eurotiomycetes; Eurotiales; Aspergillaceae.
AUGACUGGGACUAUGGAUAAUACUCCCAAGGAGGGCUUUUCCCUCAUCUACCAGAACCCCUAUCUCCUGGGGGUUGCAUCAUUCUCAACCCUAGGUGGAUUGCUCUUUGGCUAUGAUCAAGGUGUUAUAUCUGGGGUUAUUACGAUGGAGUCGUUCGGAGCCCGCUUCCCUCGUAUCUACACAGAUAGCAGCUUCAAAGGAUGGUUCGUGUCUACGCUCCUUCUUGCUGCCUGGUUUGGCUCUCUCAUCAACGGACCCAUUGCCGACAGACUUGGACGCAAGCUAUCAAUCAACAUAGCAGUUGUAAUUUUUGUCAUUGGUUCAGCCAUUCAAUGCGGCGCAGUGACAAUCCCGAUGCUCUUUGCCGGGAGAGCCAUCGCAGGUCUGGCGGUUGGUCAGUUGACCAUGGUGGUGCCUUUGUACAUUUCAGAGGUUUCUAUUGCCGAAAUUCGAGGUAGUCUUGUCGUCAUCCAACAGCUCUCUAUAACCAUUGGUAUUCUGGUCAGUUAUUGGAUCAACUAUGGCACAAACUACAUCGGAGGGUCUCGCUGCGCCCCGGAUGUUCCUUUCAGCAAUGGUUCCAAAUUUGAUCCCUAUCGCGAUGUGCCACCGGGCGGCUGUGACGGACAGUCUGAUGCGUCCUGGAGACUACCCUUGGCUCUUCAGAUCGUCCCAGCCAUGAUCCUCGGGCUGGGCAUGUUAUUCUUCCCUGACACUCCGCGAUGGCUAAUGAUGAAGGAGCGAUACGACGACGCGUUGAGGUCGCUGUCCAAACUGAGACGAAAAGCUAGGGACUGUCCGGAACUCGUUAAUGAAUACCUGGAAAUCAAAGCUUCAAUUUUGUUGGAGAAUACCUUUGCGCAAGAAAAUUUUCCGAACAUGUCUGGCCUUCGAUUGCAUGCUGCUCAGUACCUCUCAUUCCUGACUACAUGGGCUCGGUUCAAACGGCUCGCAAUCGGAUGCGCCGUCAUGUUCUUUCAGCAGUUCAUGGGCUGCAAUGCAAUGAUUUACUAUGCCCCAACCAUCUUUGGGCAACUUGGGCUUGACGGUAACACGACCUCACUCCUCGCUACCGGCGUCUACGGAAUCGUCAACUGCCUCAGCACCCUCCCAGCACUCUUCUUGAUCGACAAGGUUGGCCGUCGUCCUUUGUUGAUGUUUGGGGCCACGGGCACCUGCAUUUCCCUGGCCAUCGUAGGCGGCAUUAUCGGCGCCUAUGGAUCAGACUUGGUCAAUCACAAAUCCGCUGGGUGGGCGGGGAUUGCCUUUAUCUACAUCUACGAUAUCAACUUUUCAUACUCGUUCGCACCCAUCGGUUGGGUCCUGCCGUCGGAAAUCUUUAACCUUUCCAUCCGCUCUAAGGCCAUCUCCAUCACGACCUCGGCGACUUGGAUGUGCAAUUUUAUCAUUGGUCUGGUAACCCCAGAUAUGCUCGACACAAUCACCUAUGGCACCUAUAUCUUCUUUGCAGCAUUCUGCCUUUUGGCGCUGGCUUUCACAUUCUUCUGCAUUCCAGAGACACGCGGGAAGACUCUUGAAGAUAUGGAUCUGAUCUUCGGUGACACAGCAGCCCAUGAGGAGAAGCAGCGCAUCGUUCAGAUCGAGGCGGAGCUCCGGGAAACUCAGGCCGGCGAUCCAGAUCUCGAGAAAAAUCCAUAUGCGCGACAGGAAGAGGAUGUUUAG